CUCAUGAUCGUUCUCUCUUCUCUCUCCUGAUAAGUUGUUAUCUUGCUUGUCAACUGUCCCAUCCUCGUACAAAUAAUGUGUACAUGUCCCCACUCAACAAUUAUGUAUUAAUUUGCAAGCGUUACUACCCAUCCAACCCACUUGAGCUUGACAUAUAAAGCUGCCCCUGGUCCGGCAGGGUUAUCACCAUUGCUCAAAAAACGGUACGACGACACGAACCUCAAAAUGCAGCACCUUUUCGUCUUUGCCCUCGUUCUCAGCGGCGGUCUCCUCAUCGCCGUCGACGCCCACGGCAGGUUUAUGCGCCCACCAAACAGAAGUUCAAUUUGGAGGGUGCCAGAAUUUGCGGGGCAAAAUCCCCCAGCAAACUAUGAUGAUAACCAACUCUACUGCGGAGGACUUCACCAGGCUGACGAGCCAGGAAGCAAUUGUGGCGUGUGCGGUGACCGAGCGUCGGACCCGACCCCACGCCCCAACGAAAUUGGAGGCACCUGGUACAGAGGAAUCAUCACGGGAGAUUAUCAAUCCGGACAGGUUAUCGAUAUUGAGAUUGAUUUGACCACGAGUCACUUGGGUGCGAUGGAAUUCCGUCUGUGCACAAACCCCCAAACCGAAAAUCAAGCCUGUUUCAAUCAGAAUGUACUCCGAAUUGCUGAUGGUCCUGGCGCCGGGGGGACCAAAUUGCCAGCCGCGUCCACCGGACUAAUGCGAUCCAGGCUUCAACUUCCAUCAGGAGUUAGAUGUGAUCACUGCAUUAUUCAAUGGAACUACAGGGCCGGAAAUGGCUGGGGAGAUUGCGGAAACGGCACCUCUGCUUCGGGAUGUGGACCACAGGAAACGUUCCGUGGAUGCUCAGAUGUCCGAAUUCGUUAAAAAAUCAAUCUAACGCUCAAAUUGAUAGUUACCUAUUUGUAAAUAUAUCUAGUUUCUUUUCCGCGUAAAGUAAAAUCUGCAACCCAAUUUUUAUUUAUGUACAAGUCUAA
Molecule: messenger RNA, 983 nt
Organism: Folsomia candida
Lineage: Eukaryota; Metazoa; Arthropoda; Collembola; Entomobryomorpha; Isotomidae
Exons: 4
Coding region: 226-873 (215 amino acids)
Source: RefSeq, a predicted model, not a curated record